This is a messenger RNA of Saitoella complicata NRRL Y-17804, 1143 nucleotides long. Its product is annotated as putative elongation of fatty acids protein. The coding region runs from base 24 to 1019 and encodes 331 amino acids. The record is from RefSeq and is a predicted model, not a curated record. Gene Ontology annotation, cellular component: endoplasmic reticulum membrane. The transcript is spliced from 4 exons. Gene Ontology annotation, molecular function: fatty acid elongase activity. NCBI's taxonomy places the organism in Eukaryota, Fungi, Ascomycota, Saitoellomycetes, Saitoellales, Saitoellaceae. Gene Ontology annotation, biological process: sphingolipid biosynthetic process; very long-chain fatty acid biosynthetic process; fatty acid elongation, polyunsaturated fatty acid.
CUUCUUCAAGCAAUCCAGGCAAAAUGCUUGAAGUGUCAGUGCCGUCAAUUGACCGUCCUUUCGGUGUCUACCUCUGGCCCCUUUUCGAUGCCGCAUGGGAGAAGGUUAUGGGCUACCCUGCCCAUGACUUCGAUUUCGUCCCCGGAAAGACUCCUAUGUCUACCGUUCGGGAGGUCGUUGCUGCUCUCGUCACCUACUACAUCGUCAUCUUCGGCGGUCGCGCUAUCAUGAAGAACUUCUCCCCCUUGAAGCUCAACUUCUUCUUCCAAGUUCACAACGUCUUACUCACCCUCUUGUCUCUCGGGCUUUUGCUCCUCUUGGUUGAGCAGAUCCUCCCUAUCAUCGUCCGUCACGGUGUUUUCUACUCUAUCUGCUCUCACGGUGCCUGGACCCAGCCCAUCGUCACUUUGUACUACCUCAAUUACCUCACCAAAUACAUUGAGCUCAUCGACACCGUUUUCCUCUUCUUGAAGAAGAAGCCCCUCAACUUCCUUCACUAUUACCACCACGGAGCCACCGCCCUCCUCUGCUACUCCCAGCUCGUCGGCCACACCUCCGUUUCCUACGUCCCCAUCGUCCUCAACCUUACUGUCCAUGUUCUCAUGUACUGGUACUACUUCCUUUCCGCACGUGGAAUCCGCGUUUGGUGGAAGGAGUGGGUCACCCGUACUCAGAUCAUCCAGUUCGUUUUGGACUUGGGUUUCGUCUACUUCGCCUCUUACACUUACUUCGCUUUCCACUACUUCCCCUCCCUUCCCAACAAAGGUUCUUGCGCUGGUGAGGAGUUCGCUGCUCUCUUCGGUUGCGGUCUCUUGACCUCCUACUUGUUCCUCUUCAUUGCUUUCUACGCUGCUACCUACAAGAAGGCCGGAAAGAAGGUCGCCAACCGCAAGGUUUCGAACGGCUCCAUCGCCAUCGACCCCAAGUUCACCUCCGAGGACUUGAAGUCCCUCAAGGUCAACGGGGAGUCCACCGGCGCCAAGGUCGCCGCCAACUCUCCUCGCUCUCGCAAGGUUUAAAUUCAGAAUAUGAACUAUUUCAACAUAGAUUUUGUUCAGACAAGUUGGGAGGGUGCGGGAAGAAGAUAUGGACGGUAAAAAAAGGACAUCAAAAAAAUACACUUGGCGGUGUUCGGCUUUGCAU